Molecule: messenger RNA, 1220 nt
Organism: Nicotiana attenuata
Lineage: Eukaryota; Viridiplantae; Streptophyta; Magnoliopsida; Solanales; Solanaceae
Product: purine permease 3-like
Exons: 2
Coding region: 32-1102 (356 amino acids)
Cellular component (GO): membrane
Molecular function (GO): purine nucleoside transmembrane transporter activity
Source: RefSeq, a predicted model, not a curated record
UAGUUCAAUAUAGUCCUCCGAUCCAUAGAAAAUGGAACCUCAAGUAAGCUCAAAAAUGAAGAAGGUUCUUCUUGUCAUCAACUGUAUAAUUCUAGCUGUAGGAACCUGUGGUACCCCUUUGCUCAUGCGCCUUUAUUUCAUCAAAGGAGGCAAUAGAAUUUGGCUAUCAACCUGGCUACAAACUGUUGCUUGGCCAAUAAAUUUCAUCCCUUUGGCCAUUUCCUACUUCUAUCGUCGCAAAAUUAAUAUCAAUAUCAACAACAAUAAUAAUACGAAGGUCAUUCUGAUGACUCCCCGGAUUUUCGUGGCCACUAUAGGAAUCGGAGUCCUACAAGGAUUUGCCAACUAUUUUUACGCUUAUGGCGCAGCUAAAUUGCCUGUUUCGACUAGUGGACUUCUCUUUGCUACGCAACUUGCAUUCACUGCCGGCUUUGCUUUCCUUAUAGUGAAGCUGAAGUUUACUUCUUACUCAGUCAAUGCCGUCUAUUUGUUGACGGUUGGCGCAGUGCUUUUGGCGCUACACUCUGGAGGUGAUCAACCAGAGGGAGAGCCAAAGAAAGAGUAUAUUUUAGGGUUUAUCAUGACCCUAGCAGCUGCUGCUCUGUCUGGGCUUAUUUUUCCUUUGGUGGAGUUGAUUUACAAAAAGGCACAUCAAGCUAUUACUUAUACACUUGUGUUGGAGUUUCAGACAGUGUAUUGCUUUGUAGCCACUAUUGUUGCAACAGUUGGAAUGAUCAUUAACAAGGACUUUCAGGCAAUUUCAACGGAGGCAAAAGCAUUUGAACUUGGAGAAACCAGAUAUUAUAAUUUGAUAAUAUGGAGCACAAUAAUUUUGCAAUUCUACUUCUUAGGCACCAUUGGCGUCAUCUAUUCGGCUUCUUCUUUGGUGUCUGGGAUUUUGAUUUCCGUUCUACUACCUAUAACGGAAGUUUUAGCUGUUUUGAUCUACGGUGAAAAGUUCAGUACAGAAAAAGGAGUUUCACUUGCCCUCUCUCUAUGGGGAUUUCUUUCAUACUUUUACGGUGAUAUUAAAGAAAGCAAGAAGAAAGAAGAACAAUCUCCGGAAACAGAGAUGAUUGAUAGUAAAGCUUGUACUCCGUGAUUGAAAAGAAUGGUUAUUUCCAUGAAUAAUACAAGCAGUUGUAUAAUAUAUUUGGAUUUGUUCAAGUUAAGGAAUUGUGAUUGAAUAGUUAAAUUCAUUAUGAAAUUUCAAAAUUAAA